Messenger RNA from Acanthoscelides obtectus, 317 nucleotides. The record is from the annotation of a GenBank genome assembly. NCBI's taxonomy places the organism in Eukaryota, Metazoa, Arthropoda, Insecta, Coleoptera, Chrysomelidae.
CUUUAUGUGAAUGCUAUUGCAUCGGUAUUGUCAUACCACCAAAUAUCACGAGUCUCAACGCCAGAUUCAAUACAAUGGCCGACUGGGACUACGGUGAAGAGAAGGGUCCCCAAAAAUGGUAUAUCAAGUACCCUGCAGCUGCAGGAAAAAGGCAAAGUCCCAUCGAUAUCCCAAUUAAAAAGGCAGUUCAAGCUACGCUGCCACAGCUCAAGGGGGUGUAUAUCACGGAUAAGAUUAGGCAGACUUUGCACAAUGUUGGACACGGUUGGAAACUGGUAACAGAAGGGGAGAAUAGCGAUUUGUCACUAAGUGGUUAG